This is a messenger RNA of Tilletiaria anomala UBC 951, 3207 nucleotides long. RefSeq lists its product as uncharacterized. Lineage: Eukaryota; Fungi; Basidiomycota; Exobasidiomycetes; Georgefischeriales; Tilletiariaceae. The coding region runs from base 1 to 3207 and encodes 1068 amino acids. The transcript is spliced from 6 exons. The record is from RefSeq and is a predicted model, not a curated record.
AUGGCCCAAACAGCGUCGUUGCUCAGCGCGGGUAAAGCGGUCUCGCAACAAUUCGAUACGCAGCACCUCAAGAUAAAUGGAAAGACUUCCUCUCCGGCUGCAAGUACCCUCACGAAGGCUUUCUCGCUUACAGCCAAGCUCCCUAUCACCGACCUCUACUCUGGCUCUCUCGACUCGGAGAACGCAGGACUCGCCCUAAAGAAGCAGAUCAUACAAGGACUCAGCGGCAACAAAAAUUGCAUCGUUCCCGGCGAUGUCAACUCGCCUGAGGACAUCGCCUUCAAGUACUCCAAGACCCUGCCUGUCACCAUUCUCUACGACGAGACUGGACUCAAGAUCUACGAUGAGCUUACCAAGGUAGAUGAAUACUACCUCUUCAAUGCAGAGCUCAGCAUUUUGAAACAACACGGUCCCGAAAUUGCCAGACGCUGUUUCGGCUUCGAGACCAAAGACACUCAUCGCUUCAAGGGGUUCAUGAAGGAUGCAGUUGCACACGAGUCUGGCAGAACCGUCGUCGCUUUCGAAAAAGGGUUUGGUCCAGUUGGCACCCCGUUGAGUAACGGCUGCAGCAAUGGCGGCGCCGAGGAGGAACGAAAGCAGGAACGAAAGCAGGAACGAAAGCAGGAACGUAAGCAGCGCAUCCCGCUUGAACCUAACCCAGGCAUCGCCGCAGAUAAAGAAAAAUGGGGUGAUGAUAGGGUGGGUCGCUUUAAUGGGGGAGUCAAUGGAGAGGAAGGUUUUGACGACCUCGGUGGCGUCACCUCGACGAACGAGUCAUUUGCCAAUGGCAACCAUUGCCCCAGCCAGGCUCCCAGUUCGCCUGUCAUGAACAUGGUAGAGCUGGGAGCCGGGUCCCUUCGCAAGAGCGUGCACGUCAUUCGCGCACUCGCAGACCUUCCAACACGUAACACAAACCAUAACAACAUUCGGCCCGGGGUCGUGUAUCAUGCCUUGGACUUGGACAAAUCGGAGCUCGAGCGCACCUUGGGCGAUCUCAAGGCACAAGAAGGCAAAGAAUCGGAGGCAUUCGAACCUACAGUCUGUGACGGCGCAGUCGGACUCCAUGGCUUAUGGGCCACUUACGACCAAGGCCUCGACUUUAUUGGCAAGGGUGGACUUGCUCCCAAAGAUGGCUCCACCGAAGGCCGACGUGCCUUACUCUGGCUAGGUAGUUCGAUCGGCAACUUUGACCGCAGAGGCGCGGCCGAAUUUCUUGCGCAGGCUCGUCGGUCCGCCAUGCGUCCCAGAGAUACAAUGCUCAUCGCCAUAGACAGGCGCAAUGACCCUGUCGAAGUAGCAAAAGCUUACAACGAUAGCCAUGGCUGGACGACGCGCUUCAUCAUGAAUGGUCUCGAACAUGCGAACCGUAUUCUGGGCACCAAUGCAUUCAACUCCUCCAUGUUCGAGUAUCACGAUAGGUACAACGACAUUGAAGGCCGCCAUGAAAGCUAUUAUCGGUCGAAGGCUGCGCAGACAAUCACUUUGCCCGCUCUUGAUGGAUCAGUCGGUUCAGCGCAGACAGUCGAACUCGAGGAAGGCGAACUCAUACACGUCGAACGCAGUCACAAGUACAGUGAGAGUGAGGCACUAGAUAUCUUUGAUGCAGCUGGCUUGCGUGUCAUGCAAAAGUGGACAGAUGCCACAGAUCGCUACGACCUUUGGCUUGUGGAGAACCCUGGCUUCCACUUCCCUUCCAGCACCCUGUUCACCGGCAUGCGUCAUGAUGUUAACGCCGGCUUGACCGAGUCGGAGGCCAUUGAUUACCGGGGAAGUCACGAGUACGACUCGGACGGAAAGACGGGAUCCAACGGCGUCGCUGGUCCCAAGGUUUUUAUGGACUGGGGUGUCCCUAGUCUUGAGUCCUGGAACACGAUGUGGAAAGCCUGGGACACUGUCACCCUCACCAUGAUACCAAAAGAGUUGCUUCUCCAGCGUCCCAUCGACCUUCGUCACAUGUGUCUUUUCUACCUGGGUCAUGUGCCUGGCUUCAUUGACAUCAAUAUCGCCCGCUUUUUCGACGAGCCUCAUCUCAAUGAUCACUUCUCGGAGAUCUUUGAACGCGGAAUCGACCCCUCGAUGGAAACAGGCGAAUGCACUCACUCCCACAGCAAGGUGCCCGAACGCCCGGAGGACUGGCCGCGAGUGGAAGAAAUUGUGGCGUACAAGCAAAGCGUCCUUGCUCGACUCGAAUGUCUAUACCAGGAUGUCGCCAAUGGACUGCGCACGAUGAACCGCCGCUUCGCGCGCAUGAUAUGGAUGGUCUAUGAGCACAUUGCCAUGCAUAUGGAGACGCUUCUCUACAUGCUUAACCAAACUUCAUGGACGCUGCCGCCAGCGGGCUUCAAUACCCCCGAUUGGGCCACGCUUGCGAGGGAUUGGGAAGCAGCGGAUGCAGUGCAAGGUGGCGAAGAUGCUCGCAAUGCCACAUUCAAGUUCAAGUUAGCCACGGUAACACUUGGUCACCUUGACGACGAGGCCCACGACGAAGAAUACAAGGUUCUCAGUCCAAGUUCGGAUGUCAAUAGUCUCAACAAGCAGAUGGGCAACCCUGAAUUCGGCUGGGACAUUGAGUCGCCUCCUCGCAAAGUUCACGUGCCAGCAUUUUCUGUGACAGUUGCGCCUAUCAAUAAUGAACAGUAUGCCAAGUUUAUGGCCGCCACGGGGCGCAAAGACGCGCCGGCUUCGUGGGCUCUAAUCGGCGACAAGCACUAUGUCCGCACGGUGUAUGGCCCCGUGAGCAUGAAAGCAGCUCGCCUUUGGCCUGUCCAGGCAUCGGGCGUGGAGCUCGAGGCGUACGCCAACUGGAAAGGAGGUCGAUUACCAACUCAUGCCGAGCUGCGCCGCUUCCUCGACGCUACGCAUGGGCCGAACUGCACCGAUCGCCCAGGCACUAAUAUCGGUUUCCGCAAUUGGCAUCCUGUUCCAGCGCAGCUGGCCAAGAAAGACAAGGAUGGCACCAUCCUUUCGGGCCACAAUGGCGGCGUCCUUGAAUGGACAAGCACUCCCCUCGAGUCUUUUGAGGGUUACAAGCCAUCCAAGCUCUAUCCAGGCUACUCGAGUGACUUUUUUGAUGGAACUCACUGGAUCUUGCUUGGUGGAAGCUGGGCCACCGUGCCAAGCAUUGCUGGCCGCAGGAGCUUUGUCAAUUGGUAUCAGGCAAAAUAUCCUUACGUGUUCGCUGGAGCCCGUGUUGUGUAUGAUGCUUGA